Molecule: messenger RNA, 8466 nt
Organism: Clupea harengus (Atlantic herring)
Lineage: Eukaryota; Metazoa; Chordata; Actinopteri; Clupeiformes; Clupeidae
Gene: brd10
Exons: 9
Coding region: 1519-7725 (2068 amino acids)
Molecular function (GO): protein binding
Source: RefSeq, a predicted model, not a curated record
AUGUAUUGCAGCAACCUUAAUGGCCAUUUGUUCCCUCGCUGAUGACAAUUACAUACAGUAGCCCAGAAUUAAAAUUUUGAUUGAUCAUUAAGUCCUUCAUUUCCUAAAUGCUGUAUAUAACAACAGAUCCGCUAAGUCUGGCAAGAGGUGAGACUGCUGUGUCAUGUAUGACGUCUAUUAAAAGCCAUGCGUGAGUGAUUCCCCCAUCUCCUUGCAUCCCUUCCUUGUUUCUUUCACGUUUUUUCGGAGGGAGGGACUAGGACAUAACGAAAAGAAGGAAGGGAGGAUUGACAAAUAAGGAAUUGAAAUGUAUCCUAUAUGUCUACGGUGACAACAGGGCUUACGUCAGAUCCUCACGCCAGAGGCGUAAAGAGUACUGUAAAGGGUUGUGGGUUUUAGCAUGUCAGUUUUGCAAGCUAUCUAGCUAGAUCGCUUUGUAGACGUCUGCUCAGAGUCUUCAUUGUGUAACGUCAUAGCAUUUGUCAUCAGUGCGCAAAUCACUUUUGUUUUGCUUUUCAGUGUGUUUUUUGUAAUACAACUUGUGUCGGGUAUAUAAGCCGAGUAGCUAGCUUUGGUUGGCUAAUGUUCUCGAAUUAAAUGGGGUCGUAUGUCUUACGUUGUUUAUAGUUAAUGCAAGCAGUCAAGUUAACGUAACCGGUCUAGAUGGAAAAUGUUCUAAACAGUAUGACAGUCCUCACUGUAACCAAAGUAAACGUGACCGAGUCAACAAAGAUUAAUAUUAAAUCAUGAAAGAAGUUGGGUUGUGUGUAACGUUACUCAUGUACCUGGAGAAAGUCUAGCAGGCCUCAGAGUUUAAACAAUAACAUCCAUAUCUAGGCGGGCUAAGCAACAGCUGUAGCCUGAGCACGAGGCUCUAUCUCCGGUCCCUGAGACCAAUCGAACGCGCCGACUGAGGUAUGAGAAAUGGCCUUUAAGAGAUGACAUAUCCUAGCUAACAUAGCAUACCUGGCUGACUAGACAAGUAGCCGAACUGUUUUUGUAGCUCGGUGCAACGAAUGUGGGUAUAUUUAGUUAAAUUGGACUAUUGUGUAAUCAUGUCUUUUAGCGUUAAUGUACUUGGCGGAUAGCGUUACAGGGUUUUAACGUAUUUGUCGAUUCAUGAAGUUUGUACUGGACUGUUGGCGUUAGUUACAGGCUGACUUGUGUUUGACUUCAUGCUAACUUCUAUUCUGAAUUAUAUGGUGAGCAGGCUAAACUGACAACACAUUUUUAAAGGGCUGUUGACCACUUACGUCAUUCGGGCAAUGUUAUCAUUAGCACUUUGUUUGAUGCUUCGCUAGCUUUUUUUUUUUACCGAAACAAGCCAACGGUUUGUUAUGUGACAAAUUGUGCACGAUGAUUACAAGUAUGAGCCUAUUUGAUGCUAAAUGAUCAUCUGUAACCACGUUCCUUUUCUGCGUUGUCCAUAACAAUCAAUAUGCCCAUACUUUUCUGGCCUGUUCAUUAUGUUAUCGGUGUGUGUCAAGCUGUUGUAGGAAGCUGCUUAACUACACAGUUAUGAAGGUGCAAGCUGACACAAGUCAGGCAGAAUCUGGUAGCUUUUCAGAUGUAUCCUCAAGCCACACGGUCUACCAAAAAGAUAUGGCCGAGAAGAUCGACUGUCCUAGACGCCUUGUUUUUCACAGUUCCAACAUAAGCUAUCAACUUCCCAAUGGGAGCUCAGCUUCAGGCACGAUGGUGAAUAACACAGCUCACAGUAAAUGGAAUGACUUGGAUAUUAGGGAUGAACUGACAGUAGACUCAGAGGACAGCGGGUCUUUGUCUGAGGUUUGCCCAUCGAAUGCAUCCAGAAAUGAUGACUUAAGUUACGAAGUGCAACAAGCCUACAGAAUAUUCCAUGAUUUCCUCUUGGAGAAACACAAGGCCCUUACAGCUCCCUUUUGGAACCCAGUAGGUGUACAGGAAUACUCACUUGCAGACUCUGCGCAACAAGGAAUGUGUCUCAGGAGAAUAGAUGAAAAGUUUGUGAACCGGGAAUAUGACAAUAUCACAGACUUUGUGGCUGACUUCAGGCUGAUACUUGAGAACUGUUACAGGUUCCAUGGGGUUGACCACUGGAUUUCCAGACAAGCACAGAAAGUGGAGAUAAUUCUCGAACAAAAACUUACUCUGCUGUCAAGGGUCCUCCGGGGGAAAACGAGUCUGACAAUAACAUCUAAAGGCCGAUUUGGCACGGAGGAUGAGAAGGGACAGGUGGGCUCAUCCACCAGGCGAAGAUCUGCACCUCGUAGCUUGGCCUCCAUAACACUGGGAGGCAGUGAGUCCAUCAUGGUGCAGGUUCUUCGUUUAGAGGAGCAACAGAGAGCUAAAGAAGAGAAGAGGCAACGAGAGCAGGAGAAGAAGGAGGCUGAGGAGGCAUCAGCGAAGGAGGUGGUGGAGUGGGAGCUACAUCUUCUAUCUCAGGCGGCUCCGUGGCCUCUUGAUACCCUGUGGGAGCUUCCUGCUAUCGGCCACUUUCUUUGCCUGGCCCAGACGGCCCUCAACCUGCCUGAAAUAAUCUUCUUUGAGUUGGAGCGCUGCCUGCUCAUGCCACGCUGCAGCUCUUUCUUGGCCAAGAUCAUGACCUCACUGCUUUGCCAGCCCUACCGUAGGUCCACUCUGCAGCGCAGGCCCCCCCUCACUUAUCGCCGCUGGGAGGCUGAGUUGCGUCAGCAAGUACUGGGCUGGUACGACUAUAUUGGCCAGGCAGAGAACCAGGUCGCCUGUGCUGAGCAGUUGGGACUCUGCAACCAGUUCUUCCAGAUACUUGGAGAGACGAGUCCCUUAGAGGAAGCAGCCUUCCACCUGCUGCCAUUCAACCAGCGUGUGUGGCUCUUGAAGGGACUCUGUGACAAUACCUACCAAACGCAGAAGGAGGUACAGGAUGCUGUGUUGGGACAACCCAUUCACGAGUGCCGGGAGUCCAUCCUUGGAUACGACAGCCAUGAGAAUGUCUAUAUUCACUUUCCACACUUCUGCGGAGCUGACCUGCGGAUCUACUGCCAGAGCCCCUGCAGCGCUCCUGAUGGGCCCCUGUCCCCCAUCUGUGUGAGGAAGGUAGACAGUAACAGACCAGUCAAGUCAUCUUUGGGAUCUAGUGACAUUAUGGUAAGCACUGCGUCUGAAGAAAAGUGUGACUAUGAAAAGCACAGAGGAGAUUGCUUCCGAGAAGGGGGAAAGGAGAGAAGAGCUAGCCUAGAUAAAGUUAAUGGUGUGGGAGAAUGCAGGGGUGAGGUUGAGCAUAAGAGACACAGUGCCUUCCUGAUUAGCUGCAGAACAGACACGUGCAGCUCUUGGGCUGCCGAGGAGGAGCAAGAGGGUGUGGAGAAGAGAGUGCAGCUGAAACAGGAUGUGGAGCCCUCUUCUAAAGGUGAGCCGUGGCUCCUGAUGGGAAACCACUGCUUUACAGGAAAGUCAUCACCAAACCUCUCAGCCACUAAGUUCCAGGAUGGGUUAUUAAAAGCUGAAGAAGUGUGUUCUCGGGCAAACUUACUCCAAGUGAGAGGCCAGGGCCCUUGCCCUGAAAGUUCCAGAGCUGCUGGGGCAAAGUCAGAGCAUACCUCCUACAGUUGUUGUAAGAUCCAGCUUGAUCCCCUAACCUCCAGGCCUCACCAGCAGGCAACCCAGCAGCAAAUACACACACAAAAAAAAAGAAAGAAAAAGACAAUCAAGGAACUGGGGACCAAAGAGCUUCAAGACAAAGCAGGUUCAGUGAGGAUCAGACAGGUCAUAGCAGCCAAGAGCACUCUGCGAAAAGCAGCCUCUACUAUUAAGAAGAAGGACAAGAGGAAAAAAAGAAAGCUAGGUGGUCUAGUUACACCAAAAAUGGAUGGAAAAGUGGAAUUCUCCCUCAUGAUGGAACGUUGCAUUUGCUUUUUAAAACCAGGCCUGUUAUGUUGUGAAAUAAAAGUCUUUCUGUCUAACUUGUUAGAUUUCUCCAGCGGCAUGGUUAAAAUAGCAAUGUUAACCCAUUUGGAUGGGUUAGGGAAGAAAGUAGAACGCAGAAACAUGGCAGGAAAGAAGAAGAAAGAGGUUCUGUCUCUGCCACUUGAGCCCACAUUUAAGUUGGUGUGCACCAGUCUGCAGGAGCUGAGGGAACUCAUCAGUAAGACGGAAGAUGAGAUGGAUGAGCUGGAAAGCACCAAAAAGAAAUCUGGGAGGUGGCAUUACAGAAGAGAGGCUGUGAAAGAAUUACACAUCACCCUUAUUAGACUUCUAAAUGAACUGUCUCCCUGGGAACCCAAACUCAUCAGAGCCUUUCAGAAGAACAGGGCACGAUUGAAGAAGGACAAUGAUGAUUUCAGGAAACAUCCCGACUAUGAUGAUUUUGUUCGAGAGGAGUUGCAGGUGGAAGAAGAGAUCAGGCCAACCAAAUUCCUAAACUCACCAGUUGGUCUUCCUAAGGGGAUUGAAGAGAAUGACAGAGAGAAGAAUCUUGGGGAAAUAGUAGUUGAUGGUUCACAACUACUUGAGGCAGAAACUAUGGGGAGCAUCUGUGCUGUCAGACAGGAUCCCCUCACUCUCACCAAGUACCAAACAUCCAUACGCAGCUCUGAGCAUCAAAGCGAAGACGACCAGAAUCAAAACAAGAUCAAGGUGAGCACUGAAGACUCUGCAGUCCUUUGCAACAAGAUGGAAGACUGGUCCAAAAAUGAAAAUUCAACCACACCCAACCAGCAGUUCUCUGACACAAACCCUGCUUUGAGCAUACCAGUGGCAGGUGUCCAUAGAAAUUACACACCAAUCCAAGCAUUGCUAGCAAAGAGUGUGGGAAACAAAGUGACCUUAAUUAGGCAAACUCCAGCAAAGGCUGUACAUCAUAUGCACCAGAUUGAAAGCAAGGUUUUCCCCCUUGCACAGGUAAAUAAACUCACACAAAACCCUCAAAUUGAACUUCCCAAAUCAGCUCCAUCUAUCAGGCUACCUAUCACAUCUACAUCGGCACCUGUUCCAAAAAGCCCAUUGCAGAUGGUAUACAAGGUACCAGGGGGGUUGGGUCUCAUCAGAAGGGAUGGCAGCCCACUGAAGUUCACAGUUCAACCAGGGAUAGAGCAGGUGAAUGGAGGAAAAAUAAUGCAGAAGGUAGUUAUCUUGCCUGCAAAUAUGCUCAUCCAAAAAUCAGAAGACUGUAAUUCUGGAGAACGAGGGGGAAACCCUGGUGGUAAAACAUCCUUCAGCAGCACUCCUGGACUCAGUGUACCCGUUCAGCAUGUCGCUCCACUUCAAGACUCCCACGUUGAGCAGGUGGCCUCCCCAUUAGGCUCUUUGAAUGUGCAUAGUUCACCUACACUGUCCUUCAAGGGGAACAAACCCCUUAAAGUUGCAGCUCCUGAGCUCAAUUCAAAUAGGUCCAGUUUGGGUUCCAGUGCAGAUCCGAGGCCCAGUGAAUCUGGUGAUGCCAGGCAAGAGCUGAAGACUGUGUGCAUCAGAGACUCGCAGUCUAUCCUCGUCACAACCAGAGGGGGAAAUACUGGCGUUGUUAAAGUUCAGACGUCUGACACAGCUGGCACGUUGUCUGCUAAUCCUGUUUUCACUCUUUCCCCACAAUUCCAAGCUCUUUUAGUAUCCUCGUCAUCUGUGGCCGUCCGCUCGUCAGCAGAACCUGUGACGACUAAGACAAUAUCUAAGCCCUCCACCGUAAAUAUCACUUCCUCAUGCAUAGGAAAGCCAGCUAACACCUUUGGUAGUUCUUCUAGCAUAACUACUCAGAGUGUAGUCACUAGCAAAUGCCUAUUACCUGUGAUUUCACAGGCCAGUGUAAAUCUAUUGGCAUCAGCUGUUACAGAUUUCCCACAGAUUCCCCAGAGCAAACGUGUACUCCAGGCUCCCCAGAAGAGGGCACAUCCAGAACACAGGCUUGCAGAUCAGGUUCCAUUUCAAAAGAUUUUCCUUGUCUCACCCUCAACAGGUGACUCAUCAAAGAACAUUACCCACUCCACCGUCACAUCAGUCGCACCAGGAUCAAGACUUAUGUUCAUUAGUCAGAAGUCUGUCUCCUCUCUCUCUACAGUUACCAUUCCCAAACAAACCGUGGCGGCAAAUGACAUUGAGGCCCCAACUUGUGGAUUGCAUACAAAAUUAUCUGCUGAUGCUUCAGCCCCUGGCAGCAAACUUGGACUACCUGAAGUAUAUGCCAAGAGUGUUCCAGUCUGUGUGUCCGGAGCAGGUGCAAGUUCAAGUAGGUUUGUGUUUGUUCAGAGUGCCACAAGCAGCAGUCCACCUUUGACGGCAAACGCUAAAAGAAAAGCUGAUACUGACCUCUUUGGAGCUCCUCCGCUUCUAUUAACUGCUGGACAUGCGCCACCAUCCGACCUCAGCUCCUCCAAGCUGAAUGACGCCUCCUCCUCAGUAGUCCCCAGUCUUUACAAGACAACAGUGCAGACUUCAAGUACUUUGACACCAGCUGUUGUUGCCCCACCACCCACAAGUAACCUGAACAUUAAAGACCAAGUUCUUUUGGGGGGACCACAUAUUCCUUCCCUUGUACCACACUCUCCUCUUAAAUCAUCAGCAGUAAUACCCCUCAGGGUUGUUCCCCCUCUAUCUGUGGGCAGGAACACUGUUGCCUCUCAAACCACCUCCAUCAGGCCGUCUGUUGAACCCAAAUCUUCAACUACUCCCAUGCCACAGAAAAUAGUGAUAAACACCAGUGCUCCUCUUGCCCCUGGCACCCAGAUCCUUAUCAACAAUGCAAGAUUUGUUGUGCCUGCCCAGGGCCUUGGACCUGGCAGCCAUGUUUUAUUGAUUUCUAGCCCUUUGUCUGCAGCAGAACCUCGACAGGGUGCUAAUCUCACUCCAGCACCUCCUCAAGGGGGGGUGAGUGCUGCAGUUUUGCCCUCAUUACAAGGACAUAGAGUUGUGACACCAAGAACCCAGCCCCCACAUGCAGUGCUUAAACUACCCGUACCCCAUGCUGUAAAGGUGGGCCAGCUGGGACCUAUGCCUGUUGCUCUUGGUCCACCAGGAACACCUGUGAGAGCACCAUUGCCAAGCAGCAGUUCUUGCACUGCACAGAUUUCACAUUUAUUAGGGGCAGCUGUGUCCGCAGGGAAACGGAAUAUGUCAAAUGUAUUUAAGUUUCCCCCUCUGUUGACUUCUGAAGAAAAAUGUUCAACUGCUACAUCUGUUGGAAUGAUGAGCGACAGUGUGACGCAGAUGUCCGCCGCACCCUCACAGAUACAGGGAAGCCCUCCUGCUGUAACCAAGCUAACCCCUUUGCAUGCAGCAUCUGUGAGCACAGCACCUAAAGCCCAACUGGUGUCCAUGGUGGCCCCAUUUGGGAGUGUAGCGACAACAGUUACUAUGCCUUUUGUAAGUAGCUCUGCAUCUAGAAUGCAGGCAAUGCCUGUUGCCACGGUACGGCCUAUUGGUAGCACCCUCAACAAUAGACAGACAACACCUAUCACAACUGUCUCUCCAUCAAGCAACACAAUCAUUAUGGGCCCAUGCCAACCUGUUAGUAAUGUCACACCAGAAUCCAUUGAUGGGGCUGUGGUUCUGGGAAACUCUUCACAGAAUAAAGGAAAGACUUCAUUCCAGAUAUCUGCUCCAUCAGUGCUAACAGGCCUGUCACACAGUAGACUUCUGCUCAGUCCAGAUGGAGCCAUUUUGAACCCCAUCAGAGAUCCUGCACUCGCUAGCAUACCUGCUGUGCCCACGGCAGCACAGGGGCAUGAGCCCCAGCACUCUAGGUGGUUUGGGACAGACAGCCUACACAGGACAUAGUAAAUCAGUUGAAAUGAUCACAACCCACCCAAGGAGGACCCAUCAGAUGAAAAGGAUUAUGGUUAACAUACCCGACCAACAAUAUUCCAACUUUGAUAAGCCAGUAAAAAUAAUCUCUUAGUGGAAUCCUCCAAACCCUCAAGUCCGACUGAGGAAGCAGCAACACAAAUGCCACUUCAAAGCAAGUACAUACAGACACAUUUAGGCAAACAGAUAUUUAACUGUUCAUUAUUUUACAAAGAAAAUGUACUCUGAUGCUUGAAAGAAUCAAAAGGCCAGUAACACGUUUAAUUGUGGUCAGGAAUAUUUUUUUAAUUUAGUUUAAUGCCAAGAAAUAGGGCUAUAUGUAAAGCAUAAAAAAACACUGUGAGGUUUAUUUCACAGGCCUAACACAGUCCUGAACAUCAUAAAUACUUCAUUCUCUGGAAGGCUUGGCAUCAUUGUUCUUAUGACCUUAAUUUGAGUGAACUUGGUGGUGUAUUUGUACUGAAAAUUAUUUCAUUUAUAUUUCAUUCAAGGCCAAUCUCUUUUCACAACAGAAUGACUGGAAGUACAGUAAACAAGCAUUUCUGAAAAUGGGGGUACAUGACUAUGUAAUAGUAUGUUUCUCAAAGUUUCAAGUCCCUAAAUGCUUUAGUCCAGUUAUUUAUUACAUUUUUUUCAAGUAUUGUGGCUAUUUUUGGACCACUUGCAUUAUUGCAGAUGUUGCUGCAUUGAAAUAAACAAUGCUUUGUACUCUAA